GUAAAAGCCUUCCAUUGGAUGUUGAGUUUUCCUGCAAUUCCGAAAAUAAGAUUCCGUGAUUUUGCCUGAGACUCAUGCCAAAUCUCCUAAGUGUAUUUCCAUAACAGCACAGUUAUUAGUGGUAUCAAAGCCGUUCAAUUCCAUGGCCGUAAAGCUUUUCAAAUUUGAUGGGCGUAAUGCAUCAGCCUGGGUAAGGAAUGCCAACAAAUUUUUCUCCUUUGAACGAAUACGUUUGCAAUGGAGAGUGCCCUUAGCAGCAUGCUACCUGGAAGGGGAGGCGUUAUUUUGGUUCAAGAAAGCAAAAAGUUCGGAUUUUGAGGCAUGGGAAGAAUUUGUAGAAGCCCUUCAAGCAAAAUUUUCGCAAGAGUGGCAGCAACAACAGCGAGAAAAUGUCCAAGAGUUAAGAAUGGAUUCCUUGGAAGCAAAAUUGGAGCAAUUGAUGGGGAUGGUUACAGCUUUAGGCAGGGAGACUGUUUGGAGAAGCCAGGAGGUGGGCAAGGAAGAGGUAAGAGUGCAACAAUGGGGUAAGACUGUAGCUCUUGCCUAUCAUGGUCAGCAAGUUGGGAGACAGCAAGAAGAAAUUAAGUCUCGUUUGAAUGAGAAUGUAGAGACCCAAGAAAAAUUCAAGAAAGGAGCAGAGAAGUGUGACCAAACAAAUCAAGAAGUCAAGGACACUGACAAGUUGGAUCAAGAAAAAGAAGAAACAGAAAACAAGAUGAUGCAAGAAACAAAUCCGGUUGAAGGUAAUCAACAUCUCUUCGACCAAAUGAUUCAACCAAGCCAAAAGGAGUUGAGCCUCUCAGAAUCUAUCGAAGUGAAGGUAAUCCCAAAUUCAAUUUGUAGCACCAAAUUCUUGAAAAAAUUCCGCCCCUUUACCACCAAAUUUUUGAAAUUUCAACAUAAUGGUAAGACUUAUCAUGAUGAAGAUUACGUGUUUGAUAAAAUGCUGGAGUCGGAAAUAGUGCUAAUGAGGGAUAUGUGUUGGGAUUAUGAGUGGUGGGUGUUUAAGAUAGGUUGGAAGCAAAAGACUGUACAGCAGGCUGAGAUUGAAUCUUGGAGUUCGUUUGUGUUUCAAUACUCGAAGGAGGAUGAUGUGCAUGUUGUUUUUUUGAAACAUCGAUGGCGCUGGAAGAAGAGAAUGUGGACUGGGAUGGAAGGGGCACAGUUGUCAAGCUUUGGACUGCAUUUGGGCCUUGAGCUGCAUUGUGUUUUUUGGCAGCUUUCUUUCAAUUGCACACAACAACCGGUUGAUAUUGGAAGAUGAAAGGACACACUUGUGAAGGCAGACACUAGUUUAUUGCUUUUCUAAAGUAGAGGGACACAUGGAGAUCGUAGAGAAGCUUAUGGGUAACAAUGGUUUACAGCUGGUUCCAACUAAGAAUAAAGACAAGCACAUGCAAUAGAGCUUCGAGAAGGGAGGAGUGUUAUAUGUGCCUUUUGUAAUGGACUAUUAGCCGUGUCUGAAUUCAUUUUGUUUCAAGUGCACCUUGUGGGCAAGCUGCUUUGAAGAGGUGAGUAGUGUAAUAGGUACAGUUAUAAUAUAAUUUAGCUAGUUUAGAAGGUUAUAAUACAGUUUAGUAGUUGAGAAAGGUUAUAAUAUAGCUUAAUUAGUUGAAGUAUUAGUUGAGGAAGGAUGUAUAAAUAGCCUGAAUGAGAAUGUAAUCAAUAUCUUGAUAGACAAUUAUUUAUUGUGAACUUGAAGUUUGACAUACUUGAACAUGCUUAAGAGGUUAAGUAACCCUCGAAGUUACUUAACUUCUUCUCA
Messenger RNA from Corylus avellana, 1765 nucleotides. RefSeq lists its product as uncharacterized. Lineage: Eukaryota; Viridiplantae; Streptophyta; Magnoliopsida; Fagales; Betulaceae. The record is from RefSeq and is a predicted model, not a curated record.